AUGGCCUCCUGGCCGCAGCCCUACUAUAACGCCCACGUCCCCUUCCCCCCUUACCACGACCACGAUGAAGAAGACGACUCGCUGAACGCAGCGUAUGAACACGAGGAUCCGCAGCCGCCACCGCGCUUCAGCCACUUGCUCAACUCGGUGCUCGGUUCCCCAUUCCUCACGACCUCCGACCUCCCAGGCGACUCGUCAGACACGGCGUAUGCGCCCAGCGCUGCCCCGAUGGACACAUUGGACGUGAUGGAUGACAGUGACGCCACUGGUUCGGAGAUGGAGGACGUUGACGGCGCACUCUUUGCCGUGCCCCGUGCUCUCACCGUGACACGCCCAACGUCACCAACCCCGAGCUUCCGAACGGACACAUUCUCGAUUGUCAACUGGAACCCUGAGGUGUACAACAUGGUCCUUCCACCAGAGCUGGACAACGCGUCCCGUUGCUCGAUUGCUCUCCUCCAAGCAGGGCGACGCACCAUAUCUGGUUACUACCCCAGUAGCUCAAGCUGGAGCAACGCGCGCACCCCGGCCCCCUCACCUAUCAAGGCCUCGCGGAGUCUUACGAUUGGGAUGGGAUUUCUUCCGAAGAUAUGGGAUGUGCUGCGGGAGGGGUCACCUGGUAAAAAGUUGCGCCAUCGUCGUCCUGGGCUGCCAUCAUGGGAGACCGAAUAUCACUCGGACGGCUCAAUCGACUACUCGAACAUGCCGCCGCUGGACGACGACGAAGGGGAACUCGUUGACGAUGAAGGCUGCUUCAUCGAUGUUCGGGCGGUAACUGGUAUGGACAUUGUCUCGCACCUCCCACUAGAACUCGCCCUCCACCUCCUCACCUUUCUCGAUCUUCCUUCCGUUCUUGCCUGCCUUCGUGUUUCAAGAAACUGGAAUCAUCUUGCCCUCGACAACUCAAUAUGGCACGCCUUGUUCUCGUCGAAGGAAUGCGACGGAUGGCGGGUGGACCUCAGGAGAACGCUCCGCAGGAAGUCAUUGUACUCCAGUAUACCUGCGCCUUUAGAGGUCCACUGGUAUGAGGUCUAUCGGAACAGGCAAGAACUGGACCGCCGAUGGGCCAACUUUCCAGCCGCCGGGCUGAGUGCCGACAUGAGCGACGACACCGUAGUAUCCGAAAAGGAGGUUACUAAGGCCUGGGAGCCCAAGGUCAUGCGAAUUAGUGGGCAUGGUGACAGCGUUUACUGCUUGGAGUUUGACUCGUCGAAGAUCAUCACCGGCUCCCGGGAUCGCACGAUCAAGGUCUGGAGCCUGAAGACGGGCAAACUCCUUGCGUCCUUCGGAGGUCACCGCGGCAGCGUCCUUUGUCUCAAGUUUGACCGUGAUUGGGACAUCCCCGACUAUAACAAGCCCGACUUCGAUCCUCGUGCCCCGCGGAAGGGUUCGAUGGUCAGCGGCUCGAGUGACUGCACAGUAUGCGUUUGGGACAUCUAUGCACACUACAUUCCUGGAGAGGACGAACCUCGCAUCACCGCUGAGGUUCGCGCCAUCCUGCACGCUCACAGCGGCGGGGUGCUGGAUCUGCGCAUCGACUCGAAGUGGAUUGUGAGCUGCUACGAACACAGCUCGAAGGACGCUUUGAUCCGUGUGUGGGAUCGGGAGACACUCGAACUGCGGUGCACGUUGCGCGGCCAUGAAGGACCUGUCAACGCCGUCGGGUUGCAGAACGACCGAGUCGUCAGCGCAAGCGGCGAUGGCAAGAUGAUCCUAUGGGAUGUCAAGUCUGGGAAGCGCCUCCGUACGUUCGAAGGCCAUGAUCGUGGGCUGGCGUGCAUUGAGUUCAAGGAUAACUUGAUCGUCUCGGGCUCCAACGACUGCAAGAUCAAGGUCUGGGACGCAAACACGGGCAUGUGCUUGCGCGUCCUCACCGGUCACGAGUACCUGGUCCGCGCUCUCUCGUUUGAUCCACGCAGCGGGCGGCUCGUGAGCGGUUCAUAUGACAAGACGGUGAAGGUGUGGGAUCUGCAUACGGGCAAGAUGGUCCGCGAAUUCCGAGGCUGCCAUGCCAGCCACAUCUUUGACGUCAAAUUCGACCACUGCCGGAUCGUGAGUACGUCGCACGACAGGAAAAUCGUCGUGCUCGACUUUUCUGAAGGUCUGGACACGACAUUGUUCGUGUAG
Epithele typhae is the source of this 2127-nucleotide messenger RNA. Its product is annotated as WD40 repeat-like protein. The record is from RefSeq and is a predicted model, not a curated record. Lineage: Eukaryota; Fungi; Basidiomycota; Agaricomycetes; Polyporales; Epitheliaceae. Gene Ontology annotation, molecular function: protein binding. The transcript has 6 exons. The coding region runs from base 1 to 2127 and encodes 708 amino acids.